CGACGCUCUGUUGGCAGUCGCUCGUAUCGAAGAGAGUGAAGCGCUGGAUUCAAGUGUUUAACCCGGUUCUCUUGGCUCUGAAAUACUCUGUCCUUGCAGGCUGCAGGGAUGGGAUGUGAUCUGGAUGGCUGACGAUAAAGGACGAGGACCAAUCACAUGAUAACAUGCUGGCUCGUAACCGCUUCCUCCUCCUGGUGGUGGUGGGUGGAGCUGCACUGGCCAUCAUCAGUCUGAGCCUCCAGUUCUUGAACUUGAUUCCCACCACCCCAGUUGUGGAGGAGCGACCUUUCCAGGCUGCAGACGGAGGUGUUGGGGUGCUUCUGGGAAAAAGCAGGAAGAGAGUUUUCCCGGUGCUUCACACCCAGGGGCCUGACCCCAUAGCUGAGGCUUAUGGCUACUGCAACACUCCCAACCGCAGCGAACAGGCCUGGGAGGGUCACAGUCCUGCUGACUACAAGCUGCUGUCUGUCCAAGUGAUGAUUCGCCAUGGUGACCGUUACCCACUGUACUCCAUCCCCAAGACCAAACGACCCGCCAUUGACUGCACCUUGUCCAGCAGCAGGAAGCCUUCUCAUCCCCUUCUGAAUGCCUUCAUCAUUCACAUGGGCCUGGGAGGACGAGGCCAUUGGGACUCACCUCUUAGCUCUGUUCCCCGUCUGCCAAACCACAGUGCCUGUGAGAUGGGAGAACUCACACAAACAGGUGUUGUACAGCACCUACGCAAUGGCCAGCUUCUCCAGCAAGCAUAUAAGCAUCACAAUUUCCUCCCUUCCAACUGGUCUCCCCGGCAGGUGUGGGUUGAGACCACAGGUAAGAGCCGCACCCUUCAGAGUGGACUGGCCUUCCUCUAUGGACUCUUGCCGGACUUUGAUUGGACAAAGCUGACCGUGCGGCACCAGUGGAGCACAUUGUUCUGUGGUUCAGCCUGUGACUGCCCCGCCAGGAACCGUUACCUUGAAGAGGAGCAGAGGAGGCAGUAUCGGCUCAGAGUGAGUGAUACCGAGCUGGAGAGGAAUUACGUGGAUAUGGCUCGGACUUUGGGUCUGCUCACCCGCACACUACGAGCUGCAAACCCUAUUGAUUCCCUCCUGUGCCACCUGUGCCAUGGCCUUUCUUUUCCAUGCGUUCCAAUAGGAGAAAGUGGCACCGGUGGGUGUCUGACAAUGGCACAGUUUGCUGUGAUCCGUCGGCAGCAGCUGGAUGAUGAGGUGGAUCGCAGAAAAGUGGGGCUGUACCACAAGUACGCCAUCCUAGCCAUGUAUCCCUACCUGAACAGAACUGCCAACAAAAUGGAGCGUGUUGCAAGGGACAACGAGGUGGGUCGUCAGCCUCGGCCAGGUGGAGAGGAGGUCUUCACCCUCUCUUCAGCUCAUGAUGUCACCAUGGCUCCUCUGCUGAGUGCUCUGGGACUGGAAGAGGCCCGCUUUCCACGCUUUGCAGCGAGAGUGGUCUUUGAACUGUGGAAGAGUCCCCCAGCAAUAAAAGGACAGCAGAAGAAGAAAGCUGGCAAAGUUGAUAAGGCGAAGGCGAAAGAUGGGGAGCUGUUCCUCAGGGUGCUCUACAACGGCGAGGAUGUGACAUUUCACACCACCUUCUGUCGCUUCCAUGACCGCCAUGGCAGCCAGCCCCUCUGCCCUCUGAAGAACUUCCUGUCUUUUGUCAGGAGAGACAUGUUCAGGGCUGUCAACGCUACGUCCUACCAGGAGGCGUGCUACAGGCGCCCUGUUUGACAGACGGACAGAUGGUGAGGAUGGUGCCUGAGCAAGGGUGAAGACUUGGCAGAUGGUUGUUUUUUUCUAGUUGUUUUCCACUUUUGAAGAGGAUGCACUUUUAUGCUGCUCACAGUGUCUUAAAAUUCCACAUUUUUAAAUGUAGUCUUUGACAUUCCUGAGCACAAAGAGAGAAGUAAACACACAGUACUGUAAGUCGUAUAUUUAAAAGACGCUGUCACUUUGCAACUUUUCUACAGACUUUAAGUUUUUUGAAUACUGCAAGUUUUUUCACAUAUCUGUAAGAUAAACGUUGGUCAAGGGAAGUUGAAUGGCACUCAGCCACUUUAUUACAUUCAUAUUACCAUGGAAUUAUAAAAUUCCAGUAUUUCUGUCCACCUUAUUCCUGGGAGCUCUACUGGUACGAUUAUGGGCAGGACUUCAGGUGGUAUUGCUGAAGUAGACAACAUUUGUCUUUACCAGUGUCUAACCAAAAGGCAAAACCUCUAAAAACAGUUGUUUUUGAAAGAAAUACAUCCUUAGUUCGAUACUCAUUCUUUUGGUCCACAUCCAGCUAAAAAUUAGUUCUAAGUAAUAUUUUCUGAAUUAUCCAAAUCCUAGCACCUGUUGCUCUGCUCAAGAUUAAGUUUGUGACUUUAACAUCUGUGGUGUUUUAAACAUGCUGUUCAUUGUCUGAAUCAGUAGGGAUGUGAUUCUUCAUAAAUGAAUAUGGAAUUUCACAUUUACCAACCUAAAGAGGUGAUUAUGUGAAUCAUUGAUAUUAAUAAAACAUUAAAAGAGGAACAAGUUUGUAAAAUAAUGAGAAUUAAAGAAAAUUCAUAAAGUAAAUACUAUAACUAUCCAUUCUGAUAUUUAUGUUGUUCUUUAACUGAGCUAGUUUUGAAUUAGUUGUGAACUGUGUUAACCUUUUUGUGGUUUUGUGCAGGCUGUGUACUUAUUUCAUAGUAUGAUGCGCUGUUAGCCACCAGGAAGUCACACUCAGAAUUCACGCCAAGUAUCAUGGGGGCUAGGAAUAAGGUGGAUAUGCUUGCAAAUAGAAUUGGGCGGUGUCCAGUUUUUAAUAGUUUAAUCUUCACUAGAUGUUCCUGUGGUUUUCAGUUUUCAGUCACAUAACUAAAAAUCCCAUUAUUUUGGAUGUGUGAUAUCAUUAGCAUAAAAUUGGUAUUAGUAGUUGUAAAAAUUUCUGCCAAUAAUUACAACCAGGGCUUGACGUUAACACCCGCCAACGAGCCAAAUGCAGGUGGAUUUCAGCCGUGGCAGAUAGUGCUAUGACUCCCACUCAGGCAGAAUUUAUCAGCAACACAUCCUUUGCUUUAUUCUAGCUGAACUCAGCUGUUAACGCCAGUAGUUGUCAGUUGUUAAAGUGGUAGUUGCUUAUUUCAGUGAGGCUGUUUGACUCUGAAAGAGGUCCAUUUUCCCCCAUUAUUAUAUGUUAGAAUGCUAAAUUUGUGCCCAUCUUUAUAUUGAGUGUUUCUAGUUCAGGUAAAUUUUAGCAGGCCAUAGUUAAUCUUAUAUAUAGUUAUAUCCAAUCGUGAAAAUAGUGGCUAGUGAAAAUUCUGAGUGGUUUGGGAAACAACUAGCUACAGUAGCUGGUAAGCAAAAAAGCAGCCUAUGUGUCAACAUUCUUUAACAUGUUAUUUAUAGACCAUUUAUUAUGAAUGUCAUACAGCAUAUUUUUUUCUGAUGGUAGUUCAAAUGACAUUGUGGAUAUUUUUGAGUUAGGUAUCACUGGAUUAUCGCCCAAUGCUUCUUGCAAGAAAAGUGGACAUUAAUGUAGGAAAUUUUUACUGGAUGAAUCAUUCCUUGGAAAUACUUGGUUUAUAAAUGUUUUAAAGAAGAUUACACAUUAGUUUUUUUUCCUCAACCAUUUAACUCAAAACCUAGUUUGAUCACACAACAUUUUGUUUGAUUUUAACAUUGAUCUUUUGAAUAGGUUGUCAGUUUAAUUGUAAGGGAUGAUUUUCACUUUGACACUUUAACUACUUAUGUUGACUUAGUUAAAUUCACAUGGUACUUUGGAAAGGAAAGUAGGGGUAGCUACAGUACAUCUGUACUCAUUCUCAUUAAUGCAGUGACAUUCCACUUAUUGUUUUUGUUUGUAGGAAACUGAAUCAAAUAAAGGUUUAUU
This is a messenger RNA of Cheilinus undulatus (humphead wrasse), 3858 nucleotides long. It is a transcript of the gene pxylp1, whose product is annotated as 2-phosphoxylose phosphatase 1. Gene Ontology annotation, cellular component: Golgi apparatus. NCBI's taxonomy places the organism in Eukaryota, Metazoa, Chordata, Actinopteri, Labriformes, Labridae. Bases 165 to 1730 code for a protein of 521 amino acids. The transcript is spliced from 6 exons. Gene Ontology annotation, biological process: dephosphorylation; glycosaminoglycan biosynthetic process; chondroitin sulfate proteoglycan biosynthetic process. The record is from RefSeq and is a predicted model, not a curated record. Gene Ontology annotation, molecular function: phosphatase activity.